AUGCAAUAACUUCCAUCAUUAAUACGAUAUGAAGAAAUAUAUGAUUUAGAUGUCUAGAAAUUGGAAGAGAUAUAAAUAAGUAUUAGAUCCUAAACCACAGAUGAUGUUUAAUGGAAUAAAAAAGCUAAAAAAAUACUAGAUUUAAUAGAAGUAGAACUUAAAGAAAGAUUAGCAAUUCAAAACUUCGCAUCAAAUAUUUAAUAUCAAGAUUUUAUAUAAUAACCAAUCUAUUAGAACAAUGCUCUUUAAACUAUUUUAAACGAUAUUAAAUAGAGACCUGCAAAUUAUUUGGAUUAAUAGUUUUCUAAACCACCACUUCCCAGAUAUGAAUAACCAAAAUAAGAACAGCAACCAUAAUAAUCUAAUUAGUUAUAUUAACAGAGCUAUUAGAAAGUUUCAUAAUAGAAAUCUUGCUAAUCUGAUGCUAUGUCUUUAAGUACUGUUACUAGAAGCAGUAAUGCCAAUACUCGAUUAUAAGCUAAGAAACCCAAUUAAAUGUUAGAAAUGAUGAAGGAAGUAUUGAAAAAGACAGAGGUUACAAAUUAAUAAUUUAUUAUUGGUGCUGCUAUCAAUCAUAGAUAUGUACCACCACCUCCUAAGCCUUAGUUAUCAACUGUUGAAAAAAUUAAACAAGAAAAAUUAUUAAGGAAAAAGAAAAAGAAAAAAACUAAAUUUGAAAAUAAUAAAUAUACUUAAGAUCAUUUACAUUUACCUGAUAUUAAUUAGUAAAAGACCAUCCCUAAAUAAUCAACAUAAUAGAAGAUGGAGGCUUCAAAUUUAUAUUCAUAAACCCCAAAUAUAUUUAAAAAUUAAAUAGAUAAUAAAAUUUCAAAUUAGAAUGACCAAGUAGACAAAGCAAAUCAAUAAAUUAUUGAAAAUAAUCAAAAAUAAUAAUUAAAUAAUAAUUCUUAAGUGUCCUUAAAAUAAAUUUCAAUUAAUAACUAAUAAAUUGAUUCACAAGAUAAAAGUAACUUAAUUGAAGACCAUAAUAAAAUGGGGAAAUAAUCAAAUAAAUCUGAUAUUAUUAUUGAAUAAUUUUAGGUAAAUCAAAAUACAAAAUUAGAUAUUGAUUUGAAAGAAUCUAAAGAAUUAUUGAAUGAAUCUGAUGCUAUGCAUAAAAUAGAUAAUGUUAUUAAUGGUUAAUCAUAAAAAAUACUCUAAAUUUCUAAGAAUUAAUCUUAGGAAAGAAUAAAGGAUUAAUAAAACAAAUAAUCAUCAUAACCUAUUUAGAUUUAAUUGGCUAAUACAACAUAGCCUUGUAUUUAAACUAAUUUUUCAGAAUCAAGCAAAAAUAAUUAAGCAUAAACUAAAGAAAUAACUACAUAUAAAAGACCCAGUAUUUAAUUACAAUAAACUUAGAAGAGUUAAGAAAACUUAGAUGCUUUUAUUAAUAUCCAAAAAUAAACACCAAAUUAAAUUUAAUCCUAAAAUAAAUUAGAAUAGGAAAAAAAUACCUAACAAUUAGAAAAGAAAUUCGAUAAAAAUUCAGAGGUUGAAAUUAAGAAUAAUGAAGAUUCUUAGGAUUAUUAUAAUGAAGAUAGUUUUUAAUCAGAUGAUGAAAUAAAGUAAAUAGAUGAAGACAAAAUAAUUUUAAAUAAAAAUUCAAAUAAUAAUUAAUAAGUUAUCAUCUCUGAACCUUAAGAAAAGAUGACUAACCCUUAAUAAUAAUAAAUUUAAAAAAAACCUAUAAAACAAGUUGAUUCAAUUUAAUAAAAAGAUAAAAAAUUAAAUAAAAAAAUACAAAAUCCUCAAAAAUAAUAAAUUUAAAAUAUGCCUACGAAUCAACUUAAUCAUUAGGUUGUAGAGUAGAUAAAGGAAGAUGAAGGUAAUAAUAUUAAUGUUAUUUAGAAAUAAUUGAGGACUUUAUUGAAGUAGAAAGUGAUAAUGAGGUUGUUGUGCCAAUUAAACAUAAACCUCUUAAAGAAUUGGUUGGAAAAGUUAUAGGGAGAGUUGAUUAACCUAAACAUAAAGGUGUGAUUGAAAUUAAGUAAAAGCCAGUAUAAACUGAUUAAGAAAAAUUAGAGGAAAUAAAUAAUAUUUGUAAAUAGAUGGGUUUAGAUGAUUUCAAAGAUAAAUAGUAAUAAUAAUAAUAAUAAUAAUAAUAAUAGCCUAUAUAGUAAUAAUAUUAAUAGCCUAUUUAGUAAUAAUAAUAGCUUAAUUAGUAAUAAUAAUUAUAAUAAAAAACUGUUUUAAAAUAAUAAUAAGAUAAUAAAACUAAAAAUAUUUAAUCAAAAUAAAUUUAAAGAAUGCUUAAAUUUAUUGAUGAUAAAAAAUUAGAAGAUUAUUCAGAUUUAGUUCCUACAUUUUAAAAUUUAUUUAGUGGGUUCUUUAAUAAUUAAUCUCAUUAUAAUCAUUUAGAGGUUAUGAAAGAGAUUCACGGUGUGUUUAGUCAACAUAUUGAAAAAGUUGACAAUGUUGAUUCCCUCUUAGGCAAGUACAAGUCUAGUUCCUUAGUAAUAAAUCCAAAUGAAUUAGUUUAUAUUAAUGAUCCGUAACGAUUGAUUUAAUAUUCAACUACAACUGGGGUUGACAUAUAAUAGUAUAUUUAAAGACAAAUGGUUUUUAAUAAGCGACUUUAAAAUGAUGGUACACAAUCAGGAAAAGAUGAAAGAUAUUUUAGAGUAGUGAAGACAAAAGAAGAGGUAUAUGGUAUACAAAUUUGAUAAUAUAGAUAUAAUUACUAGAUCUUUUAUGAGAAAACAAGGAUGGAGUGAAUUACCGCAUGGCAUAGGUCUCCGAACGUCUUGGAAUAUAUUGUGGACCUGGUCCAAACCAUAGAUAGACUUGAAUAAAUUAUUCUAUUUUUAGAAAGUAAACCAUUUUCCAUUCAAUAAAAAUCUUGGAAGGAAAGAUCUAUUAAAAAAGAAUAUAGAAAGAUAUUAAAAAUAAGGAGGAAAGGCAUAUUAAAUUUUUGAUAUUAUACCUGCUACUUAUCUAUUGCCUAAAGAAUAUGUUUAGUUUAUGGAGAAGUUUUAUAAAGAUUCUGAAACAGAGGGAUAAUAAAAUAUAUGGAUUAUGAAACCAACUGGAAAAUCAAGAGGAAGAGGAAUAACAGUUUUAAAUGAUAUAUCUGAAGUAAUGUAUGCUGAACCUGUAGUAUUAUAAAAAUAUUUGAAAAACCCUCUUUUAUUAAAUGGACGUAAAUUUGAUAUGAGAAUUUAUGUAUUAGUUACGUCAUUUAACCCAUUAGAAGUAUUUUUAUAUAAGGAAGGGUUUGCUCGUUUAACAACUUAAUAAUAUAAUUUAGAAAUUAACGAUCUUAAAAAUUAAUUAAUCCAUCUUACUAAUUUUGCAGUUUAAAAGACACAUGUUUAAAUUUAAGAUUUAGAAUAAUAAUUGGGAGGUUGUAAGAUUUCACUCAAGUAAUUGAGAGAGAAAUUAGAAACAAAAAAUAUUAAUUGGAAUCAAAUUUGGGAAUAGGUUUAAGAUAUUAUAUUAAAAUCAUUAGUAGCUUGUUAAAUAGAAAUACCAAAUAAUCCUAAUAGUUUUGAAUUGUUUGGUUAUGAUAUAAUUAUAGAUACUAAUCUAAAAUGUUGGCUUUUGGAAGUAAAUGCUUCACCAUCAUUAGAGAGAGAUUAUUUAUUAGAUGAAUUAAUUAAAUAAUAAUUGAUUGAUGAUAUUUUUGACUUACUUGAUUCUCCAAAAUAUGAUAGAUAAAGAUUAUGUGAAGUCUUAGAAAGACGAAUAUAAGAAGAACAAAGUAAUAAACCACAAAAUAAUAAUAAAUUAUAAUUACAAAGAGAUCUUAAUUAUAUUUUAAAUGGUUAACAUAUUAGAAGAUAUGGAGAAAUGCCAAAUCAAAUGGGUGGCUUCAUGAGAUUGGCUCCAUCAGAAAAGUAUGAAAAACUUUAAUCUGUUGUACAUAAUCAUAAAAUGAUUAAUGGUAGAGGGACUAUUGAUUGA
Paramecium primaurelia is the source of this 3903-nucleotide messenger RNA. NCBI's taxonomy places the organism in Eukaryota, Ciliophora, Oligohymenophorea, Peniculida, Parameciidae. The record is from the annotation of a GenBank genome assembly.